Molecule: messenger RNA, 866 nt
Organism: Salarias fasciatus (jewelled blenny)
Lineage: Eukaryota; Metazoa; Chordata; Actinopteri; Blenniiformes; Blenniidae
Product: complement factor H-related protein 2-like
Exons: 5
Coding region: 16-819 (267 amino acids)
Source: RefSeq, a predicted model, not a curated record
AUUGACUUAGAAAACAUGAAACUGGCUGCUUUCUUUCUGUCCCUCCAACUGUGGGCAACUGUGGAUGUUUCUCUGUCGCUGGAUGUGUGUUCAAAGGUCCCAGACAUUCCUCACAGCCAUGUAUCAGAGGGAACCAAAAAGUCUGAGUAUCAAGAAGGAGACGUGAUCCACUUCUCGUGUGACGCAGGCUACAUAGCAGAUCUAACCUCUAAAUAUGUAUGCACCAGUGAAGGCUGGCUGGUGAUUCGUCGGGGAACGUGCUACUCGUGCGCUACACUGCCAGAAGUUCCUCACGCUCACGUGGCAGAGGAGACCAGAAGAGAUGAGUAUCGUGAAGGAGACAUGGUUCACUUCACCUGUGAUCUGGGCCACUGGCCAGAGCUCAUCAUAAAAUAUGUGUGCACAAGCGAGGGCUGGCUGGCAGUCCGCCGAGGAUCCUGCAGUGCAGCUCCUGUGGACUGUGGGAAUCCUCCACCUCUUGACAAUGGUGACACCACAGAAACUCUGAAAAACCGCUACAGCCAUGAUGAAAGGGUUGAAUUCAGAUGUCAGAAUUAUCAUGUCAUGGAGGGUGAACCAUUCAAAACCUGCGUCAAUGGAGAAUGGAGUGGAGACAUGAAAUGCCUCAAACCAUGCACAGUGAACAAAAAUUCAUUGAAUAAUCAUAAUAUUAGGUUUAAAUAUACCUACAUGAAUAAGCUGUACGCUGAACACAAUGAUGAAAUGGAGUUUGCAUGCAAAAGCGGAAGUCCUGUAGCAGGAAGCCACAUGCGAGUGAGAUGUCUCGACGGGGAGAUUCGCCUGCCAACCUGCCAGUGAAGAUUGGAAAAGCUCUCGGUGGCAUGAACACACAGGAAUAAUGUUUC